GUCGAACGAUUGAAGAGAUCAUCAUUACAGAGCGAAGGUCUCUCGAGAGGUACCACAACUGUCGAAGAAGCUGCAGGGAGAAUAUCCACAACACUGAAGCUUAGUGAGGCUCUUGACGGUGCAUUCUAUGCUCAGGAAUCUACAUGUGAAACGGUUGAGUUCAAAAAGAAGGUGUUCACUGAAAUGGAUAAAUACGCAUCUUCUGACGUUAUACUCGCGAGCAGUACUUCGACUAUACCAGCCUCAAAGUUUACCCAAGAUCUCAAAUCUCAAUGCAUUGUGGCGCAUCCUGUCAAUCCUCCACUCUAUCUGACGCUUGUGGAAAUGGUACCCGCUCCGUGGACCCACAAUCGAGUCGUUCAGAAGGCAUGCGAAAUCAUGAAGAGCAUUGGACAAGAGCCUGUUCAUCUCCAUCAUGAAGUGCUUGGUUUUGCUGUGAAUCGCCUACAGUACGCUUUACUGGCUGAAGCAUGGAGGCUUGUUGCCGAUGAUGUACUUUCGCCUGAAGACGUUGACAAGGUAAUGAGUGCAGGAUUAGGCCCACGCUAUGCAAUCCAUGGACCAUUACAAACAGUGCAUCUCAAUGCAAACGGAGUUCGGGACUACUUCACUCGCUACGGUGAUGGUAUUCGAAGAGUUUUGGCCGAUCAAGGUCCAAUGCCCACAUUUGAAGAAGCACCUGUGCUAGAGAAGUUAGAGAAGUUCCUCAACGGCAGUAUGCCGCUUGAUCAACUUGCGGAGAUGAAAGCAGAGCGCGAAAGGAAUUUGGCACGGCUGGCCAGUCUCAAGAAGAAAAUUGAUUGA
Messenger RNA from Haemonchus placei, 804 nucleotides. NCBI's taxonomy places the organism in Eukaryota, Metazoa, Nematoda, Chromadorea, Rhabditida, Trichostrongylidae. The record is from the annotation of a GenBank genome assembly.